AUCACAGCGCUAUUAAUUUAGGUCUCUAAGCAUACAGUUCGUUUUAGACUACCACUGAAAUUAUGAUAUUGGUGGCAAUUUUAUUUGUAUUGCGUUUAACGUGCAUUGAAGCAGCUUUGACAAUUAGUCCAACUGGCCAUACUGUAGCAAUAAGCGAGGCAUCCGUAGAUGGAGAUACUGUCUAUAAUGGAUACUCCGCCAGUGGGCAAGGUACUGGCGCCCUCUAUUAUUACACAUUGGAAAGUAUAUCACCAAAUCCUGGUGUGGGAAAUGAGCCUUUUGUACUGGUACAAGGUUUAGCGAGUGACACUAACACGGCAGAUGUACUAGUACAGCUUCCCCCCGGGCUGGACUUCGAGACAACACAGCAAUGGCAGCUUGAUGUUAUAGUAACAGAUCUUGCCGAUCCGUCUGCUGGCACUGCAACUGCUGUACUUACAGUGGAUAUAAAUGAUUCCCCUGACCCUCCCACUUUUCUCAACUUACCCGGCACUGGGACAGUGCCAGAACUGGUAACAACAUCUGAAAUAGUGAAGAGAGUCACCGUGUCUGACGACGAGAACCCCGCCGAUGCUAGCGGGAUUACUAUUACCAUCCUGUCAAUGAAUCCCGCUGGCGGACCUUUCCUGAUUGACAGUGUUGUCUCUACCGCUGGUGAAGCAGUUGCAACUAUUAAAAACACCGUAAAUCCAGGCUUUGACUACGAAUUUGGUACUACAACAUGGGACAUUACUCUAGAAGCAACGGAUGUCAAUAACGAUGUAUCAACCGCCAUUUUGACCGUUAAUGUAUUAGAUGAGAAUGAACCAGUUGUCAUAAGCAAUCUUCCCGAUACACAAGUUGUUGGAGAAACAAUGCAUGGACAAAUAUUUGUUGUGGAAACUUUGGAUGUAGACAUAAACGACACUGCGUCCGUCCCUACAUUCACCAUGACAACGAAUCCAGCUAAUGGCCCUUUCACAAUAGAUGCUUUAGGCAACAUCGAAGUUGUUCCUCCUGGAUUAAAUUAUAAUUUCGAAGACUACUGGACAUUGACAAUCACAAUAGUAGAUGAUGAUGGCAACACGGAUACUCAACCGCUCUAUGUUCAAGUCACGGACCAAAACAGUGGCCCAUUAAUUCUUAAUCUUCCCUCGACGGUGAACGUCAGUGAAGAUUCUGCAGGAGGAUUGUGGGUAUUCACAUUAAACCCAUAUGACGUGGAUGGUGAUACUGCAAUCUGUACAAUUUCUUCAAAUCCAAACGAUGGCAAUUUUGUAUUUGAUACUCUAACAUACGAGAUAACAUUAUCGGCUACACCGUCCUUAGACUAUCAAAUUACUCCAACCUACGGCGUUACUAUAGUGUGCAACGAUGGUAUGGAUGUGGGGCCAAUGGCUAAACUGACGAUAAAUAUAAUAGAAGUCAACGAACCACCUGUUAUAUUGAACUUGCCUGCCACUGUUACUGUGCCCGAAGACGCCAUCAACGCUGCCUGGAUAUUCAUUGCCAACGGAUACGACGACGAUGGCGAUAAUCUAGAUUUCACAAUAAGUGUAACGCCCUCCAGUGGCCAAAGUAAAUUCUUUGUUGCAGACUUCGGUGAAAACGAUGGAAAUAUCAGUAUCGUCAAUUCUCCAAACUUUGAUUAUGAAGAUGUAGACCAGUACAUUGUCAUAGUAACAGCAUCAGAUGGAGAGUACACUGCUACUGGUACCCUUAAUGUAGACAUUACAGAUGUAAAUGAACCGCCUCAGUUUGACCUUAAACCCCAAACAUUGUACCUGGAUGAGAACUUGCCAAUAAACACUAUACUGUCAUCAAUCGACCUUUCUGUGACUGACAUUGAUGACGACCCAUGGAAUCUGACUUUUGCCGUAGUACCCAGUACAUACAGCGCAUUCUUCAAAGUAAAUCAAGUACCCCGUCUGAAAGUUGCAAGUCUAAUGGACUACGAAGCCGUAUUUCCAGAACCAUUCAAUAUAGAAGUAUCUGUGACUGACACGGACGGAAACAGUGACAUUCUCACAAUUGAGGUUUACCUGCAGAAUGUUAACGACAACGAGCCAGAAUUCGCUGUAGACCCGUAUGUGGUGACGGUAUCAGAAAGCUUACCUGGUGGGACUACUAUUUUAACCGUGGCAGCGACAGACGACGACGGCGACAACAUCGAGUAUUCUAUCGACCCGCCGAGCCUGUAUGUCGAGGUAGACGAAGUGACGGGUGAACUCAUCUUAAAGCAACCACUGAACCGAGAAGCACUUCCAUGGAUGAUACGUGUCGAAGUGAUCGCAACUGAUGACGGGACGCCUUCGUUACAGGGAUUUACAUACGUGAAUAUUACAAUUAAAGACAUCAAUGACAAUGAACCGCUAUUUGAGAAGACCUUUUAUAACUGGGAGAUACGAUAUGACACAAGUAUUGGGUCAUACGUGAACUCUGUAAAAGCUACUGAUAGCGAUAGAGGUGCUAACGCUGACGUCACAUAUUCACUGUUAUUGGACCACGUAUUUUACGAUAUGGAUGGUGUUGGUAAAGUAUCCGUAAACAGUAUACUUAGACCGGAAUUUAUGUAUCUGUUAUUCUGCCGAGCCGAAGAUAGUGGAAAACCAUUAAUGAUAUCAGACAUAACCACUAUUAGGAUUGACACGUUCAUUCCCGAGCUGGUUCUCAUUAACGUCCAUCUCGGUAUCACGGAGCCUGAUUUCACAACAGCCGUACGAACACAGAUGUUGGAUUCAUUGAACGCUAUUUAUCCACCAUGGCAGUUCAGAAUAUCUGCCGUAAAAACCGAGGACGUCGUGGUGUCGUCAAGGCGUCUUCUGGCCAGGUACAGUUUAUUUACAUGA
Molecule: messenger RNA, 2828 nt
Organism: Saccoglossus kowalevskii
Lineage: Eukaryota; Metazoa; Hemichordata; Enteropneusta; Harrimaniidae
Product: protocadherin-15-like
Biological process (GO): cell migration; adherens junction organization; homophilic cell-cell adhesion
Cellular component (GO): plasma membrane; adherens junction; catenin complex
Molecular function (GO): calcium ion binding; cadherin binding; beta-catenin binding
Source: RefSeq, a predicted model, not a curated record